Molecule: messenger RNA, 3145 nt
Organism: Larimichthys crocea (large yellow croaker)
Lineage: Eukaryota; Metazoa; Chordata; Actinopteri; Sciaenidae
Gene: fkbp8
Product: FKBP prolyl isomerase 8
Exons: 9
Coding region: 271-1455 (394 amino acids)
Biological process (GO): negative regulation of apoptotic process; protein folding
Cellular component (GO): cytosol; membrane; endomembrane system
Molecular function (GO): protein folding chaperone; protein binding; peptidyl-prolyl cis-trans isomerase activity
Source: RefSeq, a predicted model, not a curated record
UUUGUCCAGUUUAUCACACAUGACACACCGUCUGACUCACUCUGUCAUAAGUCGACGGUUCACUACAUGACAAGCGUUCAACAUUAGCCAGCCUGGAGACCGAGGAGCGAGCUCACGGCUAACGCUAAGUGUGCUACCGUCAAUGAACGUCUGUUAGCAUUAGCCUGCUGCUAGCCGCGGUACGACACUUGUCAGAAACUUCUGGAAACGUGUGGCUAACCUUUAAAAUACAGCCCUGUGGUAAAGACAAGCGACGGAGUGCUCCAUUAAAUGAGUGAUAAAGAAGACAGCAUGGACGCCUCUGACAGCCAUGACAUGAAGAAUGGACGGACCUCGUUGCUGGACAGCGGGGAGGACUUUGAGGUUUUAGACGAAGAGGACAUUGACGACGACCCUCCUCCUCUGGAGGAUGCCGGAGGCGGGAAGGGGAAAAAUACAGAUGAAAAUAAAAACACAGACCCUGUAGAUCCAGAGCAAGAAUGGCUGGAUGUAUUAGGUAAUGAUCUGCUGAAGAAAAAAGUCCUGGAGGCAGGCGCAGGGCGAGACAGUCGGCCACAGAAAGGACAGAAUGUGAAGAUCAAUCUUAAAACAUACCUGAAGGACGGGACACCUGCAGCGGAGGAGCCGAAUAUCUCUUUCACUCUUGGAGAUGGAGAUGUUAUCCAGGCUCUGGAUCUCACAGUGCAGCUCAUGGAAAUGGGAGAGAAGGCCCUUGUCCAGACUGAUGCAAAAUACGCAUAUGGUGCCCGGGGGAGUCUUGAACCUGAAGUCCCUCCCAACGCUGAGCUGUCCCUAGAAGUGGAACUGCUGGAAGCUACUGAUGCCCCAGACCUGGAGCUGCUGCCCCCUCCAGAAAAGAUUGCUCUGGCCAGCCAUAAGAGAGAGCGAGGCAACGUUCAUUAUCAGCGUGGGGACUACGCUUUUGCUGUCAACUCAUACAGCAUUGCCCUGCAGAUAACAGAGUCCAAUUCUAAAGUUGACAUUAGUCCUGAGGAGGAGAAUGAACUCAUGGAUGUAAAAGUGAAGUGUUUAAACAACAUGGCCGCAUCUCAACUGAAAUUGGAUCACUAUGAUGCAGCACUUAAAUCUUGUGUCUCAGCACUGGCGCACCAGCCAGACAACAUAAAAGCUCUUUUCCGCAUGGGCAAGGUGCUAGCCUUGCAAGGUGAAUACACAGAAGCCAUUCAAACCUUGAGGAAGGCACUGAAGUUGGAACCAAGCAACAAGACUAUCCAUGCAGAGCUCUCCAAGCUGGUGAAGAAGCACUCGGAGCAAAGAGGAGCAGAGCAGGCGAUGUAUAAGAAGAUGCUGGGUAAUCCCACCAGUGGCAGCAGCAGCACACAGGAGCACCGGGUCAAGUCUUCAUGGGGUCUGAGCUGGAAGUGGCUAUUUGGCGCCACUGCAGUAGCGAUUGGCGGUGUAGCAUUAUCUGUUGUCAUAGCUGCUAGAAAUUGAACCAAGCCUGUAGUGAUGGCCUGACCUGCCCGACCAAACCACUGCAAUGUGAGAGCCUAAACACAGAAGCACAUCUGGCAGUGCCUUCUGACCUUUGGCCAAAAAAAAAAGAGGGUGGAAAUGUCAGUUGCUUCUUCACUGUCACUCUUCUUUCUCUGCUAUGUUUGAGGAACUAUAUGUGACAAACAAUAAAACAUCAAUAUUUGCAUAUGGGAACUGUAUUUCCAACCUUUAUAGAUGUGUAGGAUUAUACAUAUCUGUCACGUUGCCAGGCACUGUUUUCUGUUUUGCUACCAUUGUUUUGUCUUUGGUAGUUAUUCUUGGAAAAGGAUCGAGCAUCAAAAUUAAAAAAAUAAUAAUUUACCAUAGAUUCAGAUAGAAGCUAAUUAAACAUAUUUCCCCCAGAUUAGCUAUUGUGAUAUGGUCCUAUGUUAUGCUUUAGUUUUAAAGUGUCAGAUUGUACAGGUAAAUGAAUAUUUCCUAUCCCAGAGAGAAUAUGUGGUUUCACCUUAUUUUUUUUUUAUUUUGGUACAGUAUGCCAUGUUGACUAGUGGCUAAUGCAGAUCCACCGUGUCGCAUUUAGGUAGAUCUAUUGUCAAAAAUUUCAUGUAAUAGUCAUACAUAUGUUCUAUAUAGUUAUGAGUUAUGGUUAUAUAUUCACAUUUCAAUUGUUUGGGUCCUCCUCUCCACCAUGUCGGACCACCAUCUUCCUUCAGUAGCCCACAACAAACAAACCAAACACUGCCUCUAGAGAGAUAGAUUUAGCAUUUGCAGCUACCAUAGUUUCUCCUACAUGCUUGGAAGGGGAGGUUGAGGCAAGUAGUAUUCAGUUGGUCGCACUCUGUAGCCUCAGCGCUACAUGCCACUAAAUCCUAGACACUGAUCCUUUAACUUGUAUGUGUGGCAAUUCAGUUAUGUAGUGUAUAUUGAGGCUGGAGUCUGUUGUGCUGUUAUACGGAAAAGUGUUCCUAAAAUUGUGUGCACCUCAUUAACAUAAACAAAGGAGCGAAACUAUCACCCACUAACACCUUACAGCAUAAUGCAGGUAAAUUAAAAUAUGACAAACUGCAGCCUCAAAAAAAGUACCAUGGAAUUUUGUCAACUGCAACGGACAAAAAUAACCUGUCACAAAGGUGGUUUAUACAAAACAUGACUGUGUGGGGUUUUUUUAUAUUUCUGGUCACUUGUGCAUACAUAAAUACAAACAUUAAAGCAAAUAUGCUGUAAUUUCUUUUCCAUUUUUGUUCAGUUGCUAAUUUCUUGUCAAUAGGUGUUACCUUUUUAAAACAAGAACAAAGAAUGGUACUUAGAAUUUCUCUGUGAUGUGGCUGUGAAUAAUGCUGAAGGAGACAUUAUUUGUAUCAAUCAGUCAAUCAUUACCUCAGUUUUUGUUGAUUAAGACCAAAAUGUUGAAGUACAAUGUUGUUUCUGCUUGUAUAGUUUUUCCUUUUAAUUAUGUUCCUAUGGAUGUUUUUAUUUAUUCCACUGUGUUUUGAUGAUUGCUUUCUUACAUACAGUUAAUGUGACAUCACUGAAUCUGUGGCUUCUUCAGAGUAAAUGUUAGUCUGGGCGGAGCCAAAAGUUGCAUAAUCUUUUAACAUCUCAGUGAAGCGGUCAUAGAAGUUCCUGGCAUUCCCUGCAUUUGUUAAUUUUAUAUUCAUCACAAUAAAAAUGUGUCUGUUAUUAAACU